Cladocopium goreaui is the source of this 501-nucleotide messenger RNA. Lineage: Eukaryota; Dinophyceae; Suessiales; Symbiodiniaceae. The record is from the annotation of a GenBank genome assembly.
CUGUUGCUGCAGUGUGUUGGAUCAUAAAAUACACGGGGCCAUGGAAAGUUCAGCGGGCCGCGAGGGCGAUGGCCUGCAGGAUUUGACCGUCAACGAGGUGGACGUGACCCUUUCGAAAGCCAUGGCACAUAGCAACGAGUUGGUGCAACGAGCACGGCAGCUUCAAGCACACUUUCAGCAAGCCCAAAGAGGUAUGCUUGAAAUCAAUCGCUUGUGUGACCAGGCAGAUAGCUCCAUUGUUCAAGGUCAGACCUUAUUGAACCGCUCUGCCCACCGCAUCCAUGAAUUGAAGCAGGCCUUGGAAAGACAUCAGCAAGCACUGGGCACAGCUCCAGAUAUCUCCAGAUGACCAUGCUGGGAUGCACGGUGCAUGACAUGUGGCGAAGUCGCCAGGAUGGCAAGAUUUGGCAGCCUCAAAGUAGGGAAAUGCCAAGAAUGACUGAGAAAGACGUGAGGUCUCACAGCGGAACAUCUGCAAUAGUCGUGCUUUCUGUGAAGAAA